AAUUAGCGAGAAUGAUUGUGUAAUGAAAGGCUCGUUUCGAGACUAAAUAACGAACAAACCUCUCAUCUCACCUUUUGCCUCGGAGAAUUGAAUUAAGAAAAAGAUCGUUUUGCUGCGUCAAAAUGACGAGGACGAUGAACAAGUUCGUUAGGGGAUGGCGCGGGAAGCAACUGAAGUUCGUUACUCCAGGAAGCGUGAGAGAAGAAAAUGCCUAAACUUGUCCAAACACCUCAUUUCUCAUUCUCUUUUAGCAUCGUGCAGGUCAAAACUGGAUAGUCUCAAUUUCAGGGGUCAAGUUGUUUGUCUCUUGGGAUCCCUUCUGUGUUUAGGUCAAUGCAAACAAUUUACACAUCAAAUAAGGCAGGCCCAUCAUCUUCUUCACAAGACCACUUCCAGUUUGGAAAUAAAUCUAGAAAAAGCUCUUGAUCCAAUUACCUUAGAGCCUGAAUUACAUUGUCAUCAUUCUUCGGUUUGCAACAAGGACUUUGGGGAAUGUCUAAUGAUGAUUUAAGAAGCACACAUCCAACUACAUCAUUACCAGGAGAUCCCUUCCCAGUGCCACCAAAUAUGAACAACAUGGAAUCUGUUGGUAUUGCUCGAAAAGUUGAUGAAAAGUAUGAUCGUGGAAAUGAAUUGAAUGACUCUGAUGUGAGAACAAACCCUGGUAACACAAAUGGUGCAGAACAAGAACAAGAAAGCAUGGCGAGUAGCAGUUCAAGGACAGAUCCUGUUGCUGAUAUUGGAAAAGCUGGUGGUGCAAACUCACCUGCAAUUAUUCCUGCUCAGAACUGUGAAUCAGGCUCAAACCAAUAUCCAGAAAUACAAAAUCCUCCUUUGCAAGUAAUGGAGCGUCCAGAGGAUACUGUUCCCAGUUCCUUGUACAAGAUUCCUUCCCACGUCUUCAAUAGCACCAAUACAAAUGCUCCAGAAUGGAGUAUUGCCUCUAACGAGUCAUUGUUCAGCAUCCACAUGGGAACGAUGAGUUUCACUAAAGAAGUACAUUGGUUUAAAUCUGGGGAGUUGGAGAAGUAUAGUGACAUGAUCAUGGCUGGUCCGCCUAAUUCAUUCCAAAGCAAUCAAGUUCCAGGCAAUAAAUUUAAUAAUAUGAGCCAAAGAACUGCUGAGCAAGAUCAAGGUUCUGGUGUAACCGAAGCAAAAGCUGCUGAGACAAUGAGAGAGGUUAUAAUGGAAAACACACAGAAAAAUAAUGCAGAGGAAUUGUCCAUUGAGGAUGGAAAUGGAACUUCGCCUGCUGAAGUACUUCCUAAUCCUAAUAGCAAGUCUGGCCGUUCAGAUGUGAGCGCGCAAUCUUUUGCAUUUAAACCAUUGACAGGAAAUGGAAGUAAAGGUAUGAAUGGUUCGUCCAGGCAUGAAGAAGAGAAGCCAAAGCAGCAGAACCCUAAAGAAACAACAAAUGGAGCUGAGGCUCUCAAUUCAUCUCCAAAAGCUUCUAGCAAGAGAUGGUUAUCUUGCUUUGCAUGCUGUGCAUUCUGUCGUUAGAGACAGUUUCCAGGCGGUUCGUGAUCUGAUUAUGAACUGUCUUCUUGGAUCCUAACAGAUUAACCUGGUGCUGUCACUGGCAUUUCAUAUUGACAUGCUGGUAUCAAUCAUGCAUUGGCACCAAAAACAAAAAGAACAUGUAGCUCUAGUUAGUCAGGCUUAACUCAUUACUUCUUCUUCCUUUCCUUUGUCUUUUUUCAUGUUUUUGCGUUACAUCCCAUCCUGGUGGACAAGUCAGACAAUAUCAUGACCAACAUUGCAUAAAUGGGUUUAGUUUGUUUGUAUGAUAUUAGCAUUUUGGCCUGUGAAUAAUAUUAACGAGGCAAUUCAAUCUGCAGAA
Molecule: messenger RNA, 1840 nt
Organism: Prosopis cineraria
Lineage: Eukaryota; Viridiplantae; Streptophyta; Magnoliopsida; Fabales; Fabaceae
Exons: 5
Coding region: 493-1500 (335 amino acids)
Source: RefSeq, a predicted model, not a curated record